AUGAAAACUCGUCGUGUGCGUCGUCCGCGAAUCGCCACUUUGGCAGAGGUUUUUGCUCCCAGUCAUCUUUCUGAUGUGCCCCCACCUUCACGUUGUGAUCCACAAAGGCCCCUGGAUUCGAGUGGUUUCGAGGCUAUGCUCACCCAUUCAAGCCUGUCCGACUGUUCAGUCGGCAACACACACACUCGCAAGGAGUCAAUUGUUGUGUCUCCGUUGCCGCCGCUGGCCCCACCACAAUCGGUUACAGACAUCGCCUAUUCCCAUGCCAACGGUCUUCUGCAUGGAGAAGACCAAAUCGGGCCUUGUCUGUAUCCGGACGAGGCGGAG
Molecule: messenger RNA, 327 nt
Organism: Protopolystoma xenopodis
Lineage: Eukaryota; Metazoa; Platyhelminthes; Monogenea; Polystomatidea; Polystomatidae
Source: the annotation of a GenBank genome assembly